Molecule: messenger RNA, 2739 nt
Organism: Lecanosticta acicola
Lineage: Eukaryota; Fungi; Ascomycota; Dothideomycetes; Mycosphaerellales; Mycosphaerellaceae
Source: the annotation of a GenBank genome assembly
AUGCCCAAGAUCCUCUCGCGACAGCCGCGCUGGCUGGAUCACUCGACUGCCAGCCGCGACUUCUUCCUGGUGAACGGCAAAGACAAAUUGACCACGGAAGAGACAACGAGGGACGCACCCUACCGCAGAAUCGCCCAAAGAGGAACAGAAGUCUUUGCAGUGGUGGGAAAUGAGCUUCGCUGGACCGACCUGGGCAUAUUGAAGGAGGCAGGGGAGGAGAAUGGAGGUCGAUAUGGCAGGCCCGGAGAGCCAAACAAACAGCCCGUGUACCAGGUUGGUCAAGACGAGAUAUCAAAGGAGGACGAGGGACUGAUUCGGUUGGUUUAGGUCCUCAAAACACCAGCAGCGCGGCCGAUCUUGCAGCUCUCGGUAUCCCCAUCGGGGGACUUCAUUGCCGUCCUCACCUCGCAUACAUGCCAUGUGUGUCUUCUCCCUCCGCGCGAACAUCUGAACUUCUAUGACUCCCAGCCUGUUAAGCUACGGUCUUUCCACGUUGGUCCAACUGCGCAUGUACUGGAACAAUCUCCUCUCGUCAGUGCUGUCUGGCACCCGCUCUCGCCUGCCGGCAACGCACUGGUCACGGUCACGAAAGAUGCCUGUGUGCGGCUAUGGGAGCUCGAUCACAACAACAGGAGCACAUUCAACGAGCCGGCAUUGGCCGUGGAUCUCAAGAAGCUGAAGAAUGCAACGAGCGCACGCGAAGACUUGGGCGCGAGUAGAUACGGCACGAGUAAUGGCUUCUCUCCGGACCAAGUCGAAAUGCAAGUCGCAUCCAGUUGCUUCGGCGGACAGGGAAGGGAAGACGAAGAUGGGUGGUCGAGCAUGACACUUUGGGUCGCCAUGACGGAGGGCAACGUAUAUGCACUCUGCCCGUUCUUGCCUUCCCAAUUCUGGACACCAGCAACACUGCUACCUAGCUUGAGCACCAGUGUCGUUUCAAAGAAGCGCGUCAUUGAGCAGGAUCGAGAAGUCACGGAGCUUGAGAAGCUCGUAAUCAAUCAACAGAGUGCCUGGCUGACCGACUUGGACGAGCAAGAUGCAACUAUCAUUGAGGGAGCCACGGUCAUGGAGGUGUACUCACGGCCCAGUAAUCUCAGCCCUAUUCCAAGGCUCCAAGGGCCCUUCGAAGUGACACCCGAGCCUGAAUUUGGCGGCAUCACCGAUAUUCACGUCAUUGCACCCAAGACGAACGACGAAUCUCUAUUCGAUGACCAGGAAGAUCUCGACUGGCUUGGUACAGAAGAUGGCCUGAGCAUUGGCGUCAUCUGUCUUGCAACAGACACGAGCAAGGUCCAUGUGUGCCUCAAUGUCGAGGGAGUGGAAGCAGAGUGGCUUCCAAAACGUUCCCGUGCCCAGAACUUGUACGAGAUGGAUGCUGUGAAAGACCUGCUACUUUUCGAAACGCUCGACUUCCCUCGUGGAGAUCAGACAACCAGCGACGCAUGGCCUACAUUCACGCCAAGCCCGACAGACCGGUACCAGCUCUUCUCUGGCCAGCCUACUGGAGUGUACAGCAUGUCGUUCAGGCCGUGGAUCAGCGGUCUUGAGAGUGAACUUGCAGACCCUGGAGCAGCUCAAGAAGGAGUUGGUUUUCGUCUGAACAUACUGCUGGAGUCUGCGAGGACAGACGUUGAGACCAUGACAUCCGAUUUCGAUCGAGCAUAUCCGGAUAUGAGCGCUGCCAUCGCUGUUCUCGGCGAGGCUGACGUCGGUUACGUUCUGUUGACCUCCGCUCCGGAGCAGCCCUUCGCGGUUGUACUAGAAGUGCCAUCCGCGACCUCUCACCCCUUCGCGCCGGACAGUGUCGCACCUGAGUCUGUCUUCUCUCCCGAAUCCAGGGCUGCGUAUCGACCGGCGGACGUCCUCUUCCAGGAGACGGCACUGCCUGCUCAGCUCGAAGCAUGGCGACGCGAGAGCGCCACUGGCGCAAGUGGAGACGUUCGAGGGCAGAUUCGCUUUUCGCCAUACACCCUGCAGAAGAUCACCGAAGCCCAUCGUCUCCUCAGCAGCGAAACGCACAAUUUGGGGAUUGCUGCAGCCGAUCUAUUCCGACGGUGUGAGCGAAUGGUCAGCGAGAUGAAGGCGCAAGUGGAGAAGGUGAAGGAGCUCUCCAACCGCAUCGACAGUGUCACGGGGGAGAAUGAAUUCCCAGAGCAGGCGGAAGGCUCGCCGGAGCUUGUGCGAGGAGGCCGGGGCAAGAUCCAGAAUCGCAUCCAAGCUCGGCAGGACAAGACGGUUCAACUCCGAGAGCGCGUUGAAGGUCUCCGCAAGAAGAUGCGACAGCUCGGCGGAAGAGAACUGUCGGCCAAGGAGAGGGCGUUCGCCGAGGAAGUGGACAGACUGGAACAGAGCAUCCCGCCUGCGAGAGCUGCAGCACCCACGAGUCCGACUGCGAUUGUCAAGAUGGAAAACAGCGAAAUCACGACGACAACGGAAUCGCAAUCGGAUGCGGGAGGGGAUCCGGCGUAUUCCCUGGCUGCGCGGUUCCGAGCUGCUCAGGAGGUGUAUGCACGACUGAUGCAGCAAGCGGACGAUGCGCAGAAGCAGCUCCAACAAGCACAGGGAGGUGCGCAGGAGGAGAGCGCUUCGAGACCGACGACGGCCGGCGGCUCGCACGCCGCCGCCGCCGACUAUCGACAGCAAAAGCUCGCGUAUGUGUUUGAUCUGUUGGAGCGAGAGACGGCGCUGGUGGACGCCGUCGGUGAGAGGCUGGAGAAGUUGCAGGUCGCUGCGAGAUGA